Molecule: messenger RNA, 7055 nt
Organism: Eurytemora carolleeae
Lineage: Eukaryota; Metazoa; Arthropoda; Copepoda; Calanoida; Temoridae
Exons: 32
Coding region: 62-5806 (1914 amino acids)
Biological process (GO): protein secretion; endoplasmic reticulum to Golgi vesicle-mediated transport; vesicle cargo loading
Cellular component (GO): endoplasmic reticulum membrane; endoplasmic reticulum exit site
Source: RefSeq, a predicted model, not a curated record
AAUCCUUAGAUUGUGCGCAGGCGCAGUCAUGGCCUGACGUGGAACAAGAAAGAACAGAAAAAUGCGAAAAAUAGUAAUAUAUUGUUUAUUUAGCGGAAUUCUAGGGAAAAUAGGUGCAAAUCUAUCAGAUAAAAGAUUAUGCUCGGAACCCUCAUGCAGCGCGGAGUUGGGGCUCGGAAGAACAACGAUCAAAUACCAGGCGGUUCACGAUGGGAUGCUCAGUUUCCCACCACACAAGGAGGUUCGAAUAUUCUCUCGUGGAGCAGGAUCUAAUCCAGAUCUCUGGGGGGUCAUGAUCGAUGGAAGACGAGGCUAUGUGAACAAGAGACACAUUCAAGAGACUAAAGUAUUUAUUUCCAAUCCAUCAGUAGAGGUCGACCUCGAGCCAAACUUUAAGCCUCAACCUCCUCAGAUUGAGCCCUCCUUGGAUAACAGGGUUCCGUCUGAUAGUCCGUCAUCCCAGCCUCUGGAAUUAUCUCAACCUCUGGUUUCCAGUACAGAUCCACCAUCAAAGAUAAACCCCACCCUAUCGCCAACACAAGCUCGGGAAAAUUUCGAGGUUGUUGACGGAACCACGUUGUUUCUUGAGAACGAUGUGAAAAAAAUAAACAAUUCUCCGCCGGCGAACAACACACCAGAAAAUAUCCAACCCACACAGACCGCAACAACCGCCGGCGGAGUAACUUCCGCCGCAGAUAGCAAUGUGGCGGCAGAUAAAACUCCAGAGAUUGAGAGCUCAGUUCUUUCUCCAGAAUUCCAGGAAGUUGGUGAGAAGUCGGAUAGUUCAGCUCCACUCCCUCCUGGACCCCCAUCCCCCACCCAGCCACAGGGCCACAGCCAACCCAUUGACACCACUGGUGGCGUUUCUGGUGAGGUGAUCAGGGAUACGCCUAGAACAAUUGCCACGCCCUCCACAUCAGCAACUAACCCUGAAGCUCAAGAAGAGGUAGAGGAGGAAGAUGUUACGGCUGAUUAUGAAAACUAUGAUGAUGAUGAUGAGUUUAAUGAGUCUCUAAGUGAUCUGGAAAAUAUUCUUGAUGAUCCUGUUCCAGAACAAGCAAAAGAACCUCCUGCUUCUGUACAAAACCCAACCCCAGGUCCAGUUCAAACCCCAACUCCUGCUCCAAUUCAAAACCCAACUCCAGCUCCAGUUCAAAACCCAACUCCUGCUCCAGUUCAAAACCCAACUCCAGCUCCAAUUCAAAACCCAACUCCAGCUCCAGUUCAAAACCCAAAUCCAGCUCCAGUUCAAAACCCAACUCCAGCUCCAAUUCAAAACCCAGCUCCAGUUCAAAACCCAACUACUGCUUCAGUUCAAAUCCCAACUCCUCUUCCAGUUCUAAACCCAUCUCCUGCUCCUGUUCAAAACCCAACAUCUGCUCCUGUUCAAAGCCCAACUCCUGCUCCUGUUCAAAACUCAACCCCUUCUCCUGUUCAAAACCCAGUUACUGGUCCUGUUGAAAUACCGCCAUCAACUCCUGCUCCCAUUCAAAAACCAAACCUUGUUCCUGUUCAAACCCCAACUCCUGCUCCUGUUCAAAACCCAACUCAUGCCCAAGAUCAAAACCAAACUCCUACUAAUGUUUAUACUCCAAUUCCUGCUCCUGCUUCUACACAGAAACCUAAUACUGGAAAUCACCAAGGUACUCCAGAUUCUCCUGAUCAACCAUCACCAGCUUUGGCAUCUACUGCAGAACCCACUCAGGCUCCCAUUGAAGAACCUAAAUCCACCCCUAAAUCUAUUCAAGAUCCCACUCAUACUCCUAUCGAAGAACCCGAAACCACCUUUUCUUCUACUCCUUCUGGAGAGGCACCUAGUUCUGAAGAGGCACCUAGUUCUGAAGAGGCACCUAGUUCCGAAGAGGCACCUAGUUCCGAAGAGGCACCUAGUUCCGAAGAGGCACCUAGUUCCGAAGAGGCACCUAUUUCCAAAGAGGCAACUAUUUCCGAAGAGGCAUCUUUUCCUUUGAAAGAGGCACCUAAUCCUUCUGAAGAAGCACCUAGUCCUUCUGAAGAGGUGCCUACUCUUAAAGAGCCAUAUAAUUUUCGAGAAGCAUUUACUCUUGAUGAGGCACAGCAAUACUUGCAGUCUAAAUAUAAACAGUCGAAAGAUAAAAAGAUUAUGCUGAAUACUGAUGACGCAACAACUGCUGAAAAGACAACUGAUUCUGAUGUUGUAUCACCAUCUCUUGCUCCGGAUACUAACAGUGAAGAAGGAAAGGAAGCGCAAAAUGAAAAUAAAGAAUCAGGUAGAGCUCAUGAGGAUCAUAAAGAUGAUGAGGAAGAGUCUGAAGAUGGUGAGACUGGAGAUGUACAAGAUCAAGAGCUAGAUGAAGCUCGUCAGGAUGAUGACUCUUCUAAAGCAUAUUAUUACUCGACUGAGGAAAAUUAUGAUACCACUGAAGCAUACUAUUACUACGAGGAUGAUCAUGAGAAAGGGGAGGAAAUUUAUAAGGAAUCUAGCAAUGAGGAAUCUGACGAAAAACAAGAAUUUAAUACAGUAAAUCCCCAAGAAACGCAUACAGAAAAUCCUCAAGAUAUCCAUUCAGAAAAUGCGCAAGAAAACAAUCCAAAUAUUCAGCAAGAAGAUUUCAUUUCAGAAACUUCACAAGAAAGUGCGCAAGUCCAAGUCGAGGAGAAAAAGAGCGAAGGAUUUUUCAGCGGUUGGUUUGGAUCUUCAGAAGAACCUGCCAAAGAGGAGCCAGCUGCUGCUAUUGAACAAAAUGUUAAGCCAGUAGAAGAAACUCUUCCAGAAGGAGGAGACACAUCUUCAGGAUUUAUCCCCAACUAUUCAGGAGAAAUUAAAUUCUUUGAACCCGGGGAUGUAAAAGAUGAAGGAGUGGAAGGCCUCAAGGAUGGAAUUGUUAACGCUCCUGAAAUCCUAGAUACCCCUAUGGUUCAAGAAGAUGGUUCUGUCCAAACUGAUAACUUUCAAGAAGGUUUAAAUCCCGAAACUGGUUCUUAUCCACCUGACAAUCAAGUUCAAACCGGUUCAGUCCCAGAUUCCGUUGAACAAUACAACUAUCCUGAUAAAGCUGCUUUUAACAAUGUGAACGAUCAUUACCAAGCCGAAAACACUGAGAAUAAUUAUGGUGUAGAUCAGUAUGGGAAUGCUGUAGAUCAGAAUGGGAAUACCGGAGAUCAGUAUGGGAAUACCGGAGAUCAGUAUGGGAAUGCUGGAGACAUUGGGGACUCGCAUGAAUCCGGAGAGAACUAUGCAAGUGAUCCCUAUGCUAACCAAUCAAAUACAGAUUUGACCGGAGCGGAUUCGGCAAUAGAUUUACCAAGCUCCCAUCCUUCAGACGAUGUCGCCCAGCCCCGUGGAGGUCUAAUGGGAGAGGAGGUCAUUCCUGGUGGUCAAUUUGCCGAAGGAGGUCCUAUGGACAGCCUGCCUGACAUGCAUGCUGAUGCCCCUUAUACAGCAUUCCUUCUGGACUAUGUUCCUGGAUGGUUACAUGAGAGUGUACAUGAAGCAGGAGGAAUUAAUGCGGAUAGAGCCCUUCUCCUUGUCAUUAUAGCCUUCACUAUGCUACUACUACACCUUAUAAACUCCUGUGUAGCUAGAAGUACGCGAGAGAAACCUUUACUGGCGAAACUAGCAGAGCUUGAUAGGAAACUAUUCCAGAGUACUAACGAAGUUCUUGUACUCCGUAAAGAGAUGAGUGAGAAUACUGGGUCUAUGUCUACAGUAUCAUCUGCUCAGGUCCAAGAACUAGAAAUACAGCUGGAGCAAGCAAACAUUGAGAAAACUCAGCUACUUAAUUAUCAGCAGGAAAUUCAGAAAAGAUGUUCCCAGUUUGAGGAAGAAAUGUACCGUGCAGUUGCAAUUCAGCAAGAUAAGGAAAAGGAGGCCGAGCUUGCAAGGGAGGAGAAGGAGGCUGCUCUUGAGGAGCUCAAGUUGGCGCAGGAGAUGGUGGAGGAGAUGAUCAAUUCUCAGAAUAAUAAUCAAUCAGAUGAUAAACUAUUAGAGUUGGUGCAGAAGCUGCAGAAGCAGCUUGAGAGUCAGCAGGAUAUACUCAAGCAAUAUGAACCAAAAAUGAAAAAGAAGGAAAAGGAAACUAAAGAACUUUCCAAGGAGGUGAAACAGCUCCGAGCUGACCUAGCGAAUGCGAACCUAGCCAAGGAUAAAUUAACAAGAGAGAUGGAACAGAAGGAUCAGAUCGCAGAAGAGAAAUUCAAACUUUUAGAGAACGUGACAAAGAAUGAGCAGGAGUGGCAAAGUUUAACCGAACUACUUCAAUCCCAGCUGGAGGAGAAAACUGAACAGUAUUCAGAUCUUGAGACAGAACUUAGUACAAUCAAGUCUAGGUUGAGUAUAUAUAAGAAUGAACUAGAAAGUAAAGAAGAACAAGUUGAGGUUCUUGAAGAGACAAUUCUACAGAUGAAGAAAAAGAAAGGAAAAAGUGAUGAUGAGAAGGCUGAGGGCUGGGAACUAGGAGGAGGAGAAGGGGAUGGAGAAGGUUGGGAGGUUGAUGAUCUAGGAGAGGUUCUGGAUGAGGAGGAUGGUGAGGAGGGUAGUGAGGAGGGUAGUGUCGAAGUUGCCAAGUAUAAGGUUGCUGCUAAGAGAGCUACUAACAAAAUGAACAGGAUGGAAGAUGAGUUGAAAACGAUUAGAGAAAACCUUUCUCAAGCAUCAGCUCAGUUGUCCACUAAAGAGGAGGAAGUGACCUUGUUACGAAGCGCCCGUGAUGAAACCGUGAAAGAACUUGUGGAAACCAACAGGCGGCUUGAGGUUCUUGAACAGUUCUUUAAUAAGAAGGAAGCUGAACUGCAGAAACAGUUGGGAUUACAGAGUGCGAGAUUUGGUGAUGUAAGCAGUAGUGCUGACACUACAGCCAGACAGUUAAUAUCCGUCACAGAAGAACUUGAUUCCACGAAGGGAGCUAUUAAGGUUUUGAAAUCUGAACUUGAAGAACAGGAGAAAAGUUUGAAAGCUGCUGUAGCCCUUCAGGAGAAGAAAGCGCAUGAGAACUGGGUUGCCGCGCGACAAGCUGAAAGGAAAUUAACUGAUCUCCAGACUGAGGUUGGAACCUUGAGAAACCGUCUGACAGUUACAGAGUCGCGAGCAAACACUCUUGAGCAGGAGAAACUAGAUCUACAGGAUACCAUUCAGAAUAUACAGCAGGGAAAACCAGGAGUAGGAGGUGUUGUCCGAAGUAAAGCUGUUUCCUUUGCUCCUGAUACAGAGUCAGAAGCUGUGAAUAACGGUGUGAACGGGACAAAUGGGGGAUGUUCAGAGACAAGUAGUAUUGCUGACCCCUCCUCCCUACCCCCACUACCAGGACUACCAGGACUACCCGGACUAGCAGGGGUACCUGGUAUACCUGGACUACCUGUACUAUCCGGACUAUCCCUACCUAAUAUGAUGGUUCCCUCACUCCCUAUGUUUGGAGCUAUGAUGGAUGCACGACCCCCACCUAUUGGACGCAUGUCACCGCCAGCUAGAGACAGAGAUCAUUCCUUCCGUUCCAGCUCCCCUCCACGAGGCCGAGAUUAUUCCCCGAGCUCGAGGUCGGAGCGAAGGAUCGGAGGUCGGCGACCUCCAUCUCCCACCAGAUCAGAUAGAGGCUACUACAGGGAUUCAUCCCCAGAUAGGAGUUUUCGCCGGGAGGAUCGAUUUGAUCGUAGAGGUUCAAGAGAAGGAGAUUAUGAUCAUCGUAGGGAUUUCGAUCGUCGGCAUGAAUAUGAUGAUCGGCGAGAUGAUGCUUAUUAUGAUCGACGAGGACGGGAUCACCUCAAAGAACCGAUAUCAGGUCCUAAAACAUCCUCUCCAUUGGAUUCAGGCAGUAGGGCUUUCGGAGUUUGAGAUUAUUAUGUUAAACAAGAUUUGAAUCCGUUACGGUGUGGACUGUUCCAGAACAAAGUUAAUUUAUGUUCCUGGUUUAGUUUACUGUUCCAAUAAUCACUUUGUUCCUGGAUUUAGAACUACCAUUGUAUUCCUUGCAUUGUAAAUCAAGUUGUAACUUACUGAAUUAUUGAGGGAUUAAUUUAUCCCCUAAAUUCCUAACUUUAUUCAUACUGUUACAGUGUUCCACUGUUAAUUUCUGCAGUGAUGGUUCAGGUUUGAGAAUAUGUGAUAAAAAGCUAGUUUUAAUAUUUAAAUGGGAAGUAAUGUGGUUAAUCAAAGAUGCAAAUCAGAUGUUGUUUCUGUUUAACGUUAAUCAAAGACAAGCUUUUAAUAGGUUGAUGUCUUAAACCAAUCAAAGACCAGGUUUUAAUAUGUGGUUUUUAUUGACUAAUCAGAGGUUAGCUUCAAAUAGGUUGAUGUUUUUGACCUAUGAGAGGCCAGAUUUGUAUAUCUGAAUGUCUUUGUCCAGUAAGCAUUUUAUAAUCAUCUGAACUUGAUAACCCACAGCUUAAACGAAGCAAAGCCAUUUAACUCAUUUCAGUAAAUUGAUCAUUGGCGUCAAAUUGAUAUUUAAGUUGAAAGUAAAAAAUUUUUUGUAAAAAUGAAUAAAAUUACUUUUUUUGAGUCAUCACACAUUCCGCAAUAGAUAAACUUCUGUAUUGUAAACUAUAGAUUAAUUGAAUACAACUGUCCUAAUAUUAACUGAGAAAGGCACCGGUUUAUUGGCAUUUCAGUGGUUCCACAGGAAUCUGAGAUUUUUGUAUUCUCUUAAAGUUUAACGUUCUGCUAAUGAUUAGAAACCCCAACAAAACUGUGAGUAAAAAUUAAAAUUAAUUUUUUUUCGCGUUGGCAUUUUUAUUUGUGUCGAAAUUAAUAGAGCAGACAUUAGAGAAGUUUUAAACAAAUUAAACAUUUUCGAUUUUUUGGAGUUCUCUAAAAAUUCCUAUGUUCUGAAUUAGUUAUAUUUUCAGAAGAAUUAAUACAAGGCUACUGCCGCGAUACUUAAUUUCUGUGUCAAUAUGUUGAAGAACAGCAAUGAUUUGUGAAAUAUAUGCAGUUUGCUUAAUAAUCCCCCCUUCCAUUGUACUAAUAGUUUUAUCAAUUCUUAAAUUUAUAUCGAGCAUUUUUAAUAAGCAAUAUUUUCACUAAAUAUUAUUUGUAUGAAGUAUUUAUUAUGGUUUUAUUUAUAAAUAAAGAAUUCUAUUGA